Messenger RNA from Bombina bombina (fire-bellied toad), 2428 nucleotides. RefSeq names its product gastrula zinc finger protein XlCGF26.1-like. The coding region runs from base 95 to 1771 and encodes 558 amino acids. The transcript is spliced from 2 exons. The record is from RefSeq and is a predicted model, not a curated record. NCBI's taxonomy places the organism in Eukaryota, Metazoa, Chordata, Amphibia, Anura, Bombinatoridae. Gene Ontology annotation, cellular component: nucleus.
GAAACGGCAGAGCACUGAGAGAUAUCAGGUAUUGAUGUAACUGGAGUGAAUAAGGGAACCUUCCUGAGCACAGACAUUGAAGCCUGUUAUCAGCAUGAACUCAUAUGUGUUAGACAAACACGUCAAUAGUUCAUAUCUAUCCUUCACUACAGUCUUAGACACCAAUGACUAUUCACAAACAUUGGGGAUAUCACAGCAGAUAUUUAGAGAAGAUGGUGAAUUGACUGGAACUGGUCUGCAAUCACUAUGUACAGAGAGUAAUUUAGUCAUCAAACAAGAGGACAACAUUUAUGCCUUAUCUAGUGAAAUUAUUACCCCUGAGGAUAAACCACACACACUUACUGAGUUUUCAAAACAUAUUAAAGAAGGGAAAAGUCUACAGUCUAGCCAAAUGAUUCAAAUAAAGGAGAAACAUUUUCAAUAUACAGAGUGUGAGAAAAGCUUUAGAUGGAAGUCUCAUCUACUAGAACACUCCAAAAUUCACACAGGUGAGAAACCACACACAUGUACUGAGUGCGGCAAAUGUUUUACACAAAUGAAUUAUCUGAACACUCAUGAAAGGAGUCACACAGGAGAAAAGUUAUUCACAUGUACAGAGUGUGGAAAAAGUUUUACACAAAAGAGUGAUCUGAAAACUCAUGAAAGGAGUCACACAGGAAAAAAGCCUUUCAUGUGUACAGAGUGUGGAAAAAGUUUUAUACAAAUGAGUAGUCUGAAAUAUCAUGAAAGGAUUCACAAAGAAGAAAAGCUUUUCACAUGUUCAGAGUGUGCAAAACGUUUUACACAAAAGAGUGAUCUGAAAAAUCAUGAAAGGAUUCACACAGGAGAAAAGCCUUUCACAUGUACAGAGUGUGGAAAUUUUUUUACAGCAAAGAGUAAUCUGAAAAGGCAUGAAAGGAUUCACACAGGAGAAAAGCCUUUCACAUGUACUGAGUGCAGCAAAUGUUUUACACAAAUUCAUCAUCUGAAAACUCAUGAAAGGAUUCACACAGGAGAAAAGUCUUUCACAUGUACAGAGUGUGGAAAAAGUUUUACAGAAAAGAGUACUCUGAAAAUUCAUGAAAGGAUUCACACAGGAGAAAAGCCUUUCACAUGUAGAGAGUGUGGAAAAAGUUUUACACAAAUAAGUGGUCUGAAAUCUCAUGAAAGGAUUCACACAGAAGAAAAGCCGUUCACAUGUACAGAGUGUGGAAAAAGUUUUACACAAAUAAGUAGUCUGAAAUCUCAUAAAAGUAUUCACACAGGAGAAAAGUCUUUCACGUGUGCAGAGUGUGGAAUAAGUUUUAUACAAAUGAGUAGUCUGAAAUAUCAUGUAAGUAUUCACACAGGAGAAAAGCCGUUCACAUGUACAGAGUGUGGAAAAAGUUUUACAAGAAAGAGUGAUCUGAAAAAUCAUGAAAGGAUUCACACAGGAGAAAAGCCUUUCACAUGUACAGAGUGUGGAAUUUUUUUUGCAGCAAAGAGUAAUCUGAAAAAUCAUGAAAGGAUUCACACAAGAGAAAAGUCUUUCACGUGUGCAGAGUGUGGAAUAAGUUUUAUACAAAUGAGUAGUCUGAAAUAUCAUGUAAGUAUUCACACAGGAGAAAAGCCGUUCAUAUGUACAGAGUGUGGAAAAAGUUUUACACAAAAGAGUGAUCUGAAAAAUCAUGAAAGGAUUCACACAGGAGAAAAGCCUUUCACAUGUACAGAGUGUGGAAAAAGUUUUACACAUAUGAGUACUUUGAAAACUCAUGAAAGGAUUCACAAGGGAAGAAACCUUUCACAUGUUUAAAAAGUGGAAAAAAAGGUUUUUAUUGAAAUCAGGUACAGUGUACAAACCUUUUUACAAUUAUCAUAAAGAGGACAAACUCUAAAUGGAAGCAUCAAAAGGAUCCUAUUGUAAAAACUACUUUCUAAAUCCCAGUUAUAAAAGCCCCAGAUUGGAAGUGCUGUCCUUUGUUCCUCUUAUAUGUGCACCUCAGUUUCUCUCAUAUCAAUGUGAUAGAAUCCAAACACCACACAGGAAUAUACAACUCUGUCCUCAUACUGACCAGUUUACACAACCAUUCACCACCAAAGCACCCCCAGUGUUGUUUAUUAAUAUGCCAGUGUUAGGAGUUGUACGUUUGUUUUACAUAGAGGAGAAAAUAAUUAUAUUUACAGAAUAAAGGAGUCUUUAUAUGAAUAGAGUGUUAUAAAAAUAUAUAAACAAGAAUAUCAGCCUCAAAUGAUUGACAUCUGGGAGAUAUAUUUAAUGUGCACAUCAUGUGGAUAAACCUUUUCUUAUAGCAAUAGAUGGUUAACAUUAUACAUGUUAUACAUAAAAAAAAAGACACUUAAACACACAUUUGUUAGCUUUUGUGUUUGGUUUAUCACUUAUUUUAUUCACAGGAAUCUGCCCGACUCCUAUUUUUUUCUCUACACAAUAAAUGUGAUUGUUUUAUUAGAA